UUGGCGUGAAUCAAGAUGGUUACGGUUAGAUCGGCUGUGAUCAAUUUUUCGGUUCCGAAAUGAAAUAGGAACGUUUCUAAAAUGAAUAUUUGACGUAUGAUGCAUUUAGUUGGAUUCUGGUUUAGAAAGGAUUGCGAACAAGUGAUUUUGUAUAGAUAGAUUGGACAAAUAACGUUCGUGUCAGUUGAUAAAUUUUUGUAACUUGUUAGGUUAAAUAAAAAUAAAUUUAAAAAAAAUAUUAACAAUGGGUCGAACAAAUGGCAGAAGAGAUGUUCGUAUUUUAUUAGUCGGCGAACCUGGUGUAGGAAAAACAUCAUUAAUUCUGUCUUUAGUGAGUGAAGAAUUUCCAGAUGAUGUCCCACCAAGAGCUGAAGAAAUUACAAUUCCUGCAGAUGUUACACCUGAGAAGGUGCCUACACAUAUUGUAGAUUAUUCUGCUCAGGAACAGACAGAAGAUAUAUUAAUGCACGAAAUCAAUAGGGCCAAUGUUAUAUGUAUUGUUUAUGCAGUUGAUGAUGACGACACUAUAGAUAGGAUUACAUCACAUUGGCUUCCAUUGAUUAGAGAUCAUUUAGGGGAGGAACAUCAUACACCAGUUGUACUUGUUGGCAAUAAAGUGGAUUUAGUUGAAUACAGUUCUUUAGAGAUGAUAAUGCCAAUAAUGAAUCAGUUUUCUGAAAUUGAAACAUGUGUAGAGUGUUCUGCCAAAACUUUAAAGAAUAUAUCAGAGUUAUUCUAUUAUGCACAAAAAGCUGUUCUUCAUCCUACUGCUCCAUUAUAUAUUCCAGAAGAAAGAGAUUUAACUGAAAGAUGUAAGAUUGCAUUAACAAGAGUAUUUACAAUUUGUGAUUAUGAUAAUGACGGAGCAUUAAACGAUUAUGAAUUGAAUCAAUUUCAGCGCCGUUGUUUUAAUAAUCCUCUACAGCCUCAGGCGCUUGAAGAUGUUAAGUCUAUUGUUAGGAAAAAUGUUCCAGAUGGUGCUGAUGAUAAUGGUUUAACACUGAAAGGAUUUUUGUUUUUACAUAUAUUAUUCAUUCAGAGAGGAAGGCAUGAAACUACUUGGACAGUUCUUAGGAAAUUUGGAUAUGAUGAUUCUUUAAAUCUUGCUAAAGAUUAUACUACACCCCAAUUAACUAUUCAAUUGGGAUCUAGUGCAGAAUUAACACAUCAGGGAUAUCAUUUUUUUACUACACUAUUUGAAAAAUAUGACCAAGAUAAAGAUAACUGCCUUUCUCCAGAAGAACAGCAUGAUUUAUUCAGCAUAUGUCCAAAAAUUCCAUGGGGUCCUGAAAUUGUAAAUACAGUGCCUACAAAUGAUGAUGGUUGGGUUACUUUGCAAGGCUAUCUUGCUUAUUGGACAUUGACGACUGCAUUGAAUGUUCAAAAGACAAUGGAGUAUUUAGCUUACUUGGGUUAUAUAAUUAAUCCUGAUGUUAAUCAGCUUUCAGCAAUUCAUGUUACAAGAGACAAAAAGGUUGAUUUGCAAAAGAAGCAAACAAGUCGAAAUGUCUUUCACUGUCAUGUUAUUGGACCUCAAGGAGCUGGAAAAACUUCAUUUAUGCAAGGAUUCCUAGGAAAAACUUUAGAAGAACAGUCAAUUAUUAAUAAACUUCAUCUAUCACAAUAUACAAUAAAUUCAGUUCAAGUUUAUGGUCAAGAAAAAUAUUUAUUGCUACAUGAAAUUGAUAUAUUUGGAAUGAAUGAUACUUUGGCUCCACCAGAACUAUAUUGUGAUGUUGUGUGCCUCAUGUAUGAUUCCAGUCAUCCUUACUCAUUUGAAUAUAUUGCUAGGAUAUUUUUGAAACAUUUUAAUGAAAGUAAAGUUCCAGUAUUAAUUGUGGCUGCGAAAAGUGAUCAACCCGUUGUAAAACAAGAAUUUUCUCUACAGCCAGCCCAAUUUUGUAGUAAAUAUAAACUGCCACCUCCACAGCCAUGUACCGUCAGCGGUCGUGUUCGAAAAGACAUUUAUAUUAAACUAGCCACAAUGGCUGCUUAUCCAAGUCUGAGACGCUUGGUCCACGUCUUGCUUGUCCGACCAUCUCCGUCUUGGCUGUCACAGUAUUUGAGCAAUCUGAAACACUUGCCUCUGUCGCAAGAUUCUACGAUGUGGGUCAAAGCAGGCAUAGGAAUGGUAGCCGUGGCACUCGUCAGUUUUUUCUUUGUAAAAUUUUUAAAGACUUCAGACAGGUAGUGACGACGAAUACCUAGUUGACAUCUGCAGAAUUUGUCUUAAUCUUCCCACUUCAAAACAGGCCGCGUACUCAUUAAAUUUUCACCGGAAUUACAUUGCAGAUAUGUUUACUUAGGUUAAAGAAACUUUCAUAUAUUUUGUUAACUUUGAAUCAUACAUAAUACCUGCCCGACAAACAGGUAGAGCAGUAGUAUGCAAAGCAAAUGGGCAGUUUCCAAUGUCUGUAGGACCAAUAAGUAAUAUAACGCAGGAAGUAGCAUCAAAGACAAAACACCACUUAAUUUAAAUUCAUUUGAUUUUGUUUCAACAUAUCAUUAGCUAUAUCUUUCGGUAUCUUUGAUAUGUACAUUUUAAUUGCAAUAACAAUAAUAAAACUUAUACAUUUGAGAAUAUUUUAUAAGUUGUACAAGUUUGUUUUGGAUCCAAACAAGUUAAAGUCAAAUUUUUCACCAUUUAAAAUUUUAUAGAACUCUUAAAAACAGCAUUUUGCCAACUUUUUACAGUUGCCGUUUAUUCAAAUAUACAAUCUGUACAAUUAACAAUAAUGUUCAUAAACCUUGCUUGUUUAUAUAAAAUAAAAAACUUAAUAACAAGUUGAAGGAAUUUAAGGAUGCAAAAAGUUGGUGUGUUAAUUUAUUAGAAGGAUUUCUUUCUUUAUCAAAGACAUGCCCAGAUUUGUCAAUAGUAUUGGCCAAAAUGUCAUUAAGCAAAGAGUAUUUUAGAAGGAUAUGUAUAUAUCUCAUGGAAUAAACUUGUGCAUACUUUUAAAAUAUCUUGUGUUUUUUUUUGUUAAUAUGUA
Centruroides sculpturatus (bark scorpion) is the source of this 2990-nucleotide messenger RNA. RefSeq names its product mitochondrial Rho GTPase 1-like (gene Miro). Gene Ontology annotation, biological process: small GTPase-mediated signal transduction; mitochondrion organization. Bases 245 to 2191 code for a protein of 648 amino acids. Gene Ontology annotation, cellular component: mitochondrial outer membrane. The transcript has 22 exons. Gene Ontology annotation, molecular function: calcium ion binding; GTP binding; GTPase activity. Lineage: Eukaryota; Metazoa; Arthropoda; Arachnida; Scorpiones; Buthidae. The record is from RefSeq and is a predicted model, not a curated record.